GUAGUGACAGUGGUCACCAUGCCUCCAAACCUAGCACACUCCUUCACUAACUACCUGUCCCACAGUGUAGCGAAAGAGCUCAGUGGCAUGGAAAGGUUUCGAGAACCACCAAAACUGGCGGACACCAGUGAGCUACAGAUGGUCUUCACCCGAAGGAAAGCUCAAAGAAUGCAGAUCCGUCAAGCUUUUUACCUCGUUGACUCUAACUAUGUCAAAACCUACCCAAACGAGUUCUACAUCCGUUCACUGUCGGGUCAAAUAUUUCUUAUCAAAUAUGAACGGUUCCUGCGGUAGUGAUUACUGUUGUAAAUAUUUUAUGUUUUGUUUUGUAUUUGUUAUUUUUUAAAUUAUGUAUUCAUGAUUUUUUUACUGUAUACAAUUUUUAAUAUAUUUUUGUAGUACAA
This is a messenger RNA of Macrosteles quadrilineatus (aster leafhopper), 404 nucleotides long. RefSeq lists its product as uncharacterized. The record is from RefSeq and is a predicted model, not a curated record. The coding region runs from base 19 to 294 and encodes 91 amino acids. NCBI's taxonomy places the organism in Eukaryota, Metazoa, Arthropoda, Insecta, Hemiptera, Cicadellidae. The transcript has 2 exons.